Molecule: messenger RNA, 1272 nt
Organism: Anopheles cruzii
Lineage: Eukaryota; Metazoa; Arthropoda; Insecta; Diptera; Culicidae
Product: PI-PLC X domain-containing protein 2
Exons: 2
Coding region: 1-990 (329 amino acids)
Biological process (GO): lipid metabolic process
Molecular function (GO): phosphoric diester hydrolase activity
Source: RefSeq, a predicted model, not a curated record
AUGGCGGAUUUCACCGACGAUUUGGAAAACUGGAUGGGAAGGUUGCCGGCGGAAUUGAAAGAUGUACCGAUUAUCAACCUGGCCAUUCCUGGCUCACACGAUACUAUGUCGUACGGCAUAAAGAACCAGGCAGCGGUCGCGCCGGACGCGGAUCCGGCGGUAGAAACGUUGAACAAAUUCAUCCCCUGCGUAGUUCGACGGUGGGCUGUAACGCAACGGUACACCAUUGUCGAGCAGCUCAAGUGCGGAGUGAGAUAUUUCGAUUUGCGAAUUUGCAUGAAGCGGCCCGAAAACAAGUUUUACUUCGUGCAUGGUCUGUUUUGCGAAGAAAUUAUGGACCCACUGGAGCAGCUGAAGGAUUUUCUCCGUACGCAUCCGAAGGAGUUCGUCGUGCUGGACUGCCAACACUUUUAUCUGUUCAACCCGACCGACCACUGUAUGCUGUCGGCAGAGCUGAACCGUUUCUUUGACAAGAAAAUCUAUUCUCGCAAUGUUAACCAGCUGAAGGACUGCACGCUGGCGUCGGCCACGGCUUCGGGCAAGCAGGUGCUGAUCGUUUACCGUAGCGAUGCGUGCGUUAACGAUCGCUUCUGGCUCAGUCAAGACUGGCCGACCCCGUGGCCAAACGAGAUCAACGUAAAAAAGCUGCAGCAGUAUUUGGACGAAUCGCUGGCGCAACGUACUUCCGACACCGGGUUCGUAUCGCAGUGCGUCCUGACGCCCUCCGUUCGCUACAUCGUGCCCCGGUUCAUGUCGUCACUGCGUGCCACGUGCGCCAAAACGGUCGACAAACAGCUGAUGGAGUGGAUCAAACUACAAACGCCGGGCUCAUUCGAGGGAGAGGACAAACCGCGGACGAACGUAUUUUUGGCAGACUUUGUCGACAUCGCGGACAACCAGUUCUGCCGAGUGGUGAUAGGAUUGAACAGGAAGCUUUUAGACAAGGAGAGCAACAGUGCGCAGAGCUCACCGUCGAAAAAGAGUCUGUAAAUGGAAGGAAGGAAGGCCAGACUUGGUCUCUCAACUUGAUAUAUGAACUUUAGUAGAUUAGAAAAAGGAAAAAUCUGUCACAUUUUAAGGAGGACACACAGGCUCUCUCUCAAUGCCUCUUUGGCGUACAAUUAAGACAAAAAGGGAUAUCAUCUUUUCGCGGCUAUGGUUUAAAUGGACAUUUGAAAAAUGCUAUUUUGGCAAUUAACGCUCAAACAUUAGUCAACGCACAAUUACUUUCGCUCUGUGAUUUAUUUUUUGCUCCUAGACACUUAAGUAGCA